UCAUGUCCGGCAUUAGUACUUCUACCUUUACGACACCUACCGGAAAGGACACAACCGGAGAGGACACGACACUUACCGGAAAGGACAAUACCCCUAGUACUCAAUGAUAGGGACCGGCAUCCUCCAAUACAACUGCGGUAAUGCGAACAACGACAAGGCUAGGGCUACCUUCGACUCGAUUGACCCUACCCGGUUCCCUAUACUUGCAAUUCAGGAACCGAUGGUCGCCGAAACCAAACCAACAGUCACCUAUACACCAAAGAAUUUUCGCCCAAGCCGACCUAUAUACUACGGUAUACGGGUCGUCUUCUUUAUCCACGAUAAGAUCCUUCUUACAGCUUGGGAAUCAAAGCGAGCCUCCGACCACAUCGAAUGGAUCCGCGUUAUAACGCGUGACGGACCCCUCAACCUCGUUAACGUAUAUAAUCCACCAGGGCACGUAGGCCAGCCACAGCUUGAGAAGUGGCCGGAGAUCGCAGAAAUUCUCUGCGAAAUUGGCCAAGAGAACGUUAUCCUCCUAGGGGACUUUAACUGCCAUUACCCAGCCUGGGGUGGAACCGGAACCCUAAAGGAGCUAAAGGUAGACUACCUACUUCUCCAAACCGAGCAAGCUAACCUCCAGCUCCUCAACGAGCAAGGGGUAAUAACAUAGAAGCGGAACCAAAGCCAGUCGGUCAUUGACCUAGCCUUUGCCUCGCCGGAGAUCGCCUUACGGAUCCUCCUCUACUACCUACGGCCGGAGUGGUCUACUACAAAGGACCACUUUCUAAUCGAGAUCUAACUGGAUGCUAAGGUUUCCUCAUACCAGACGAGCCCAAGGUUCAUACUCAAGGAUGCCCCGUAGGAAAAAAUCCGGGAAGAUGUCUCUAGCUCCUAGUGGUAUGUGCCAGAACCCCAUACUGCGAUUGACAACCUUAUUAGACUUCUUUACGGCACCUUGGACAAGCACUGUAAACGGGCGCGACCUUGUGACUGGUCUAGACCGGAGUAGUCACCAUAGGCAGCAGAGU
This is a messenger RNA of Eremomyces bilateralis CBS 781.70, 1010 nucleotides long. RefSeq lists its product as uncharacterized. The transcript is spliced from 2 exons. Bases 104 to 652 code for a protein of 182 amino acids. Gene Ontology annotation, molecular function: catalytic activity. NCBI's taxonomy places the organism in Eukaryota, Fungi, Ascomycota, Dothideomycetes, Eremomycetales, Eremomycetaceae. The record is from RefSeq and is a predicted model, not a curated record.